Messenger RNA from Coregonus clupeaformis (lake whitefish), 2106 nucleotides. Its product is annotated as syntenin-1. Bases 284 to 1213 code for a protein of 309 amino acids. The record is from RefSeq and is a predicted model, not a curated record. The transcript has 10 exons. Gene Ontology annotation, cellular component: plasma membrane; cytoplasm. Gene Ontology annotation, molecular function: protein binding. Lineage: Eukaryota; Metazoa; Chordata; Actinopteri; Salmoniformes; Salmonidae.
CCAGUGAUUGAGUUGCGUUUGUCGACCAGGAAAUUAGCGGUUAGGUGACUCAGAAUAUCACUCUAUAGCUCAGUAAUAUCAUUUCUCAGCAGCAGUGGUGUCGUCCAAAGUACGAAGCAGAAAAAGAGAAGUGUAUUCGAACUAAUAUAUUGACAACCAAAACUUUUAAGACAGACCAACUGCUGUGUACUCCAACCAGCUGUCUGUGUGGUCGAAACUCCAUCAUUCCCCCUCUUUGGACCUGUCCUCACCCUCAGUUUCAGCUAGUGAUUCUCAUCAAAGAAUGUCGCUGUAUCCAUCCCUCGAGGACCUUAAGGUGGACAAGGUCAUGAAAGCCCAAGCCCAAUUUGCCCAUACCACUGCUACCCCAGUUAUUGCUGAGGGGACCUACCCAACCAUCACUGAGGGGACCUACCAGCCACAGGCUGCUGGGCUGGGGAUGCCAUCAACAACCCUGUACCCUAACCUGGAGGAUCUGGGAGAGUACAUGGGCCUGAGCCUCAACAGUGAUGAGGUUCAGAGGAACAUGGCCCUGGUGCCCAUGGCAGACAAUCAGGUGGCGGUGCCCUCAUGCAUGGGCAUCGGUGGCAUGGUGAGUCCUGUGACGGGUUCAGAUGUGGGAAUCAGGAGGGCAGAGAUCCGGCCAGGCCUGCGUGAGAUCAUUCUCUGUAAGGACCAGGAUAAGAAGGUCGGCCUGAGGCUGAGAGCCAUUGACAAUGGCGUGUUUAUCCAGCUGGUUCAGGCCAACUCCCCGGCCGCCCUGGGGGGCCUGCGCUUCGGGGACCAAGUCCUCCAGAUCAAUGGGCAGAACUGUGCUGGCUGGAGCCUGGACAAGGCCCACAAAGUCCUGAAGGUCGCUGCCGAGACCCGCAUCGAGCUCAUCGUCCGGGACCGGCCGUUCCAGCGUACUGUCACCAUGCACAAAGAUAGCUCAGGCCACGUUGGGUUUAUCUUCAAGUCGGGCAAUAUCACUUCACUGGUCAAGGAUGGUUCGGCCGCUCGCAACGGCCUUCUGACCGACCACUACAUCUGUGAGAUCAACGGCCAGAAUGUUAUCGGCCUCAAGGACGCUCAGAUCAAGGACAUCCUGACCACCUCCCCUACAGCCAUGACCAUCACCAUCAUGCCCAAGUUCAUCUACGAACACAUGAUCAAGAGAAUGUCCAGCGGUCUCCUGCGAUCAGCCAUGGACCACUCUGUGCCAGAGGUGUGAGGACCAGAACGUGACUACGUUCUCCUGCAGGAUGCCUACAAUCUCCAGAGUUCCCAUUGGCCCCUAAAUGUCCAAUGGGGUUCUUUCUCGCUUUUGAAAAACCUCUUGUAUCACAAUCACCUUCAUCGUAACAUAAAAGAUGCCUUUCUUUCUAUGUUUCAAAUAUUGUUAUUCCAUGUAGUUCCUUUUCUACUUCCAUCCCUUUGUCUAUAUUUACAUUUAGUAUUUUUAUAUGAUAAUUCUUGUAGUCAAGUAUUACAUUUAUGUAUGUGGCAUUGCAUUGAGUACACCUUUAUUUUAAUGACAUGAAUGCUACCAUGAGUCCAGAGCUUCCUCAUAAAGAGUAUGGUUCAUUGGCUCGUGACCUUUCACCUUUUGUGUCAAAAUGCUGUAAAAGCCAAUGACUUCCAUGGUUGUUGAUCAUAACCCUGUUCCCCUAUGCAGCUGGGGUAUUACGCUGGGCGGACCCACUAAGUGCACUUUUCACUUCCUGUUAGAGGUAGUCUUUCCUCUAACCAUUUGUGUUUUUGUUAUUGUUCAAGUGGAGUCAAAAUUAACUAGGAAAUAUGUCAAGUAUGUAGAAGUUAACUCUGGGAAUUGAUUUGUUUGAUGCACAAAGUAAUCAACAAAUAAUAUACACAUCUAGGGUUCAAUCAAUCAUUUCCUGUGUGGGUUCUAUUAUGUUUAGAAGAUAUUCUGUGAUGUGCACAGCGAGACUGAAAGCGUUUCUCUGAAUGUUCCUUUAUUGCUGUUCUUGUUUGGAUUAAUUUUUGUUUGUAACAUUUGAUAUUCACACAGCCAUCAUUCUGAAAAUGCUAGAAUCUAAAAGUUUAUAUACAAAAUGUAACCAAGAUAAUUGUAAAACAAAUAAAUAAUCCUUCUGUUCACAUUCA